CUGGCUAGUAAGUACUCUACUUCCACCACGGUGCUCACUUCGAAUUCGGUUCUCCGGCUGUUCACAUGGCCGGGUCACAGAUACUUAAGCACAAUACUCGAUUAUCCCAAGGCAGAGUGCUCUUCCCAAGCAAUUGUCAGCAUGUCCGCAAAAUCGUUCCGCCAGUUGCUCGGAAUAUCCGACAUCACUGCUUCUCCAACUGACUCUGCCCUCAUAGUAAUCGACGCACAGAACGAAUAUGCUUUUGGUGCUUUGGCAGUCACCAACGUCACUUCCAGUGCCGCCGUAAUCGCCUCUCUUCUCGAGAAGUAUCGUCAAGCGAACGGAAAAAUCGUCCAUGUCCUCCAUCAAACGCCCGACGGCGCGCCGCUGUUCACUCCGGGGACCGACUUGGCUGAGGAGAUGAAGGAAGUGAAGGCAAAGGAUGCUGAGGAAAUUAUUUGGAAGAAUUAUCCUGGCAGUUUUACAGGGACGCGAUUAGGUGAACUGUUGAAAGGAUGGGGUACCAAGAAGGUUGUACUGGUAGGAUAUAUGGCGCAUGUCUGCGUCAGCACGACGGCGAGAGAGGCGUAUCAGAGCGGUUACCAGGUCAUCUUGGUCGAGGAUGGGAUUGGUGAUCGAGACAUUCCAGGAGCCACGGGAGAAGAAAUCAAGAAAUACGCGCUGCUCGAAAUACAUGAUGUUUUUGGAACAGUGUUGAAGAGUAGCGAUCUCAAAUAAUUGACUUUCAGCGUAACUACGGUGCUCUUGGUUCAUGAUUGGAGGUUCGCUUGCUUUGAAUAAGUUAUUUCUAUGCUUGUAAUACAUGGGUAUCAUACAUAUGUACAUUUAUUGAGCCUAGUUAUGGUUCACGCCGUUUACACCGUUAAGCUGGACCAUCCUCGCAUUCUCCGUCAAGAUCUUAUUCAACCCUUCUCUUUUCAUGCAGCUUG
This is a messenger RNA of Marasmius oreades (fairy-ring Marasmius), 932 nucleotides long. RefSeq lists its product as uncharacterized. The coding region runs from base 142 to 720 and encodes 192 amino acids. The transcript has 2 exons. The record is from RefSeq and is a predicted model, not a curated record. NCBI's taxonomy places the organism in Eukaryota, Fungi, Basidiomycota, Agaricomycetes, Agaricales, Marasmiaceae.